Colletotrichum karsti is the source of this 1059-nucleotide messenger RNA. RefSeq lists its product as uncharacterized. Lineage: Eukaryota; Fungi; Ascomycota; Sordariomycetes; Glomerellales; Glomerellaceae. The transcript has 4 exons. The record is from RefSeq and is a predicted model, not a curated record. The coding region runs from base 1 to 1059 and encodes 352 amino acids.
AUGAAUGGGACUUUGCCGCAGGCCAAGCGGUCUUACAGCGGCCCAGCUGGCGAGAGAGACGACACUGAUGCAGACGCAGGGCAGGAGUUGAGAAAUAGAACCAACAACGUCCACGGUGGCAACCGACCAGGAUCGAAAUGUGGAAACCAACGCGUUGCGGCACCAGAAGGACCCCUCGGGCAGGCUGGCGAGGCAGACGAACGCCUUUGCAGCUUCCAGUCCGCAGCAAUGGUGGUGCCAAACUGGCUGAGGAUAAUCUUCCUCGUACUGACAUUUGCCUCAUUCGUACCCCAGCUUCACCGACUCUGGGCCCGCCGCGAUAGCACCGGCAUCUCCCAUUACUACGUCCUGGCCAGUCUCAUCGUCGCCACCGAACUCUUCGCCAUUUCCUUCUUCCUCGUCGUUAACAACCGCUUCGAGGGUUCCGACUUUUUCGUCCACUCUCCGCCCAAUGCGGGCGACAUCAUCAACCUAGCGCAGCUCGCCCUGGUCUGGGUCCUCUGGCUGAACAUCUUCGUUACCUGCCUUGUCUACCCGUCCGGCAGCCACAUCUCCCCGCGCCCCCGCACCACUCUCUCUAUCUACAUCUCCUUCCUGCUCAUCUCCCUCGUCCCCCUUGCGGUCGACCUCCUCGCCAACGACCCGCUCGAAAAAGACCACCGCUGGCCCAUGGCCGUCUUUGGCUACGUUCACACGUCCCUGAUCAACCCUCUGAUCCCCCUCGUCGGCGUCGCCGCCCUCUACUUCCAAGCCCGCGAAAUCCUCGCCCAGCCGCCCGGCUCGGGCCCGGCCGCACUGAGCCUCAUCUCCCUGGCCGCACAGGCGGCCGUCUUCGCCCUGCUUGCCGUGGCGUGGGUCGGGCGCGUCGUCUUCCCUUGGGACACGAUCGGCGGGCCGGUGGACUGGGGCGUGGUCAAGGUCUGGUAUCAGUAUGCUGGCUUCGUGGCCGUCGACAGUUUCAUCUCCGCCGUCACCCAGGCAAUCAUUCUCUGGCUGGCGGUGCACUAUGGACUCGACGGGAAGUCUGCCGGGGAGGCGGAGCCCUUACUGGCCAACUAA